AUGGCAACCUGUGCCCUCCGGCCCUCCGUACUUUGCGGACCAGGCGAUUACCAACUCAUCCCAUCCAUCCACGCCUGCAUCGCCAAGUACGAGACACCCUUUGUUAUCGGCGACGGCCUGAACCUCUGGGACGUGACGUACGUGACGAAUAUCGCAGACGCGCAUGUCCUCGCCGUGGAGAAUCUACUGACUACACGCACCGCCGCUGGAGAGGCAUUCUUCAUUCAGAAUAACGAGCCCAUCACCUUUAGGGAUUUCUGUCUGGCGAUCUGGAUGCAUUUCGGACACACGCCGCCGUUUGAGGUUCGCAUCCCCGAGGGUCUGGCUUAUCUGGCUGGUUUGGCGUGUGAAUGUGUCACCUGGGUGACGGGGGGUACGACCACGUUGAGUCGUGGGAGUGUAAGAGAUGCGUGUGCUGUGCGCUAUGCAAGUGGUAAUAAAGCGAAGGAGAUAUUGGGGUAUGAGGCGCGCAUUGGCAUUGAAGAAGGGAUACGUUUGAGUUGCGAGGUAAGUCGCAUUCACUAUCUGGAUUGUUUGCAAACUUACCUGAGUAAUCCAGGAAUAUGCCCGUCGUCUGGGGGUAGAGCUUCCUAUCAAAGCCAUUAA
Messenger RNA from Penicillium riverlandense, 606 nucleotides. RefSeq lists its product as uncharacterized. Gene Ontology annotation, biological process: steroid biosynthetic process. Gene Ontology annotation, molecular function: 3-beta-hydroxy-Delta5-steroid dehydrogenase (NAD+) activity. Bases 1 to 606 code for a protein of 201 amino acids. Lineage: Eukaryota; Fungi; Ascomycota; Eurotiomycetes; Eurotiales; Aspergillaceae. The transcript has a single exon. The record is from RefSeq and is a predicted model, not a curated record.